AUGUCACUUGCUUCCAUCCUCCUCCGGCGCGCUAAUGUUCGCGCAGUUCCAAUCCGGGCCUUGACUACUUCGCUGCCUUCACGAGCAGCAUUAGCCACUGAGCUCACCUCUAAGCCGACUGUUCUUCUUGCUUCUCCAGCACCAGAAUAUAUCAAACAAGAGGAAAUUGACGUCGAGCUGCUCACUCCCCAGCAGGCUCAAAUCGUGAUAACAGACAGAGCUGCUGAGCAACUACGCUCUAUAUCGACAAGGGAAGCAAAUCCCAAUGCCGCACUUCGAAUAGCAGUCGAGUCCGGAGGCUGCCAUGGCUAUCAGUAUAAAAUGGAGCUUGCUGAGAAACGGGGAGGAGACGACUAUCAUUUUAGUCAUCCGACGGUGAAGCCGUCUAAUAUUCUUGUUGACGCUGUCUCUCUUACGCUGCUCAACGGCUCAACCAUUGAUUUUGCAACUGAGCUUAUUGGCAGUAGUUUCCGUGUCACUGAUAAUCCACAUGCCAAAGGGAGUGGAUGUGGAUGUGGGGUUAGUUGGGAACUGAAGUCUUAG
Mycena indigotica is the source of this 543-nucleotide messenger RNA. RefSeq names its product Fe-S-biosyn domain-containing protein. Gene Ontology annotation, cellular component: mitochondrion. The record is from RefSeq and is a predicted model, not a curated record. Bases 1 to 543 code for a protein of 180 amino acids. Gene Ontology annotation, biological process: iron-sulfur cluster assembly. The transcript has 3 exons. Lineage: Eukaryota; Fungi; Basidiomycota; Agaricomycetes; Agaricales; Mycenaceae. Gene Ontology annotation, molecular function: 4 iron, 4 sulfur cluster binding; 2 iron, 2 sulfur cluster binding; iron ion binding.